AUGUGCUUCCGGAGUUUGGCCCUUUUGGGUCUUCUCUCCUUCGUCGCACUCUCCGGAGCGAAACUGCGUUGGAAAUGCGAACUGACCGAUACGAGUCAGGAGACUUCCAGCCCCUUGUCCAUUUUAGAUCCGAACAGACCGAUCAGCAAGAAUAACACGCGGAUCGCCCGCUCGACUGGCCCGAAAUGCCGUCCUCGUCCGAAGAACGGAACUGUCGGACCGACAGCGGAAACAGAGAAACUGAAGGUGAAGACGAAGAAGACGGUGAUUCAGUCGGAUGCUCCGAGCAACACGAGUCCGGGAGACACGGAUGCGCCGAGCAUUAAGUACCAGAGGAAGGAGACGAAGCAGACGAUGGAUCUGAACAUCGGACCCGGAUUCGAGCAGAGCAAUGAUCCCUACGGACGGAGCAGAGAGCCCGUGCCACGCAGGUACCUUUAAAGAUUUCCCUAAAGUCAGAACUAUCUGAAGAAUUCCAUUCAGAUUCCGCCCGGCCGAGUUAAAAGGAGCCGAUGAGCUCGACAAACCGUUGACAGAGCACCUCGAUCAGAAUGUGAUGCCCGACUUUGAAUUCGACGAAGAUGAGGCUCCGCCCCUUCUGGAGGACCUUCCGUGGUGUCCAGAACAGCCGGAUGAGAAGGAGAACUGCGAGGAUGCGGAUCUGAAGAAAAUGAGCAAAACGGAACUGAUGCAGCUAAAAAAGGCGUGCGAAACAAUCGUGAGCAGCAAGCGACUGGAACUGAUUGACAAUCUGAUCGGAACUGACGACAAUCAACCGAUGGAGGGAGUCAUUCCGACGACCGAUCGGACAGUCGCUCUUCCGCCGACCGGAGCUGCGAACUGCUCGGAGAGCCCUUCCAAUCUGAGCAACAGUACUCUCGAAAAGUUCCGGAAGGAGUGUCCGUGCGAGGGAGACACGAGACAGAUGAAGACGGAAGAGUUCGAGCAGUUCAAGAAGGACUGCUUGGAGACGAUCGACGUACCCGGAAAGCCGUUUGUCAGGAAGAGUGCAAGAUGUGGAGCAUCUCAGGCCAAGAUGAAUGCGAUGCGUGAACAGGAAUAUGCUCUGUUCGUGAAGGAGUGCUUCGUCAAGCCAAACAUCAAUCUCUUGUUGAAAGUGGUCAAAGAGAGUCCUGAAUGUAAAUCUGAUGUCUCGAGAAUGGGAAAGAAGGAGGUUAGUAGACAUAGAUUAUUCUGGGUCAUGCUCGCAAAUCAAUAUUUCAGUACUCCGAGUACCGGAAGAAGUGCAUCGUGGAGAAGCAGUGCGAAGACGUGAACGAGAAAGGGCUAACGAGGAAAGAGCUGGCUAAGUACAAGAAGAGGUGUUCGUCUGUGACUCGGAAGACGAAGGACGUUUGCGAUGAAGAGGAUCUCGAUGAGCUGGACGACGAACAGUUUGAAUUGUACAAGAAGGAAUGCGUAUUCGUGAAAGAAGACGAUUGCGAUGGCGUGGAUGUGGACGCUCUGAACGAGGACGAAUACGAGAAGUACACGAAGAAGUGUCUGGCGCCAAUGGACUGCAGGACAGUGAAUCCGGAUGAGUUGAGCAAGAAGGAGGUUUGAGGAGAUGACAAUGAGUGUUGGUGAUAUCUGGGUUUCAGUAUAAGAGGUAUCAGAAGGAGUGCUCAGAAUCCAGACCGGACUCUCGAAGCAACUGCUCUGGAUUGAAUAUUGAAGAGAUGAGCAGGAAAGAAGUUGGUUUCUCAACUACUUUCAUGUUAAAGAUUGUCUGUUUCUCUACAGUAUUCCGACUACAAGAAGAGGUGCGACACUCCGCCUGUCAAUUGUCAAGAAGAUGCACAAAGAACUGAGGAAAUGAGUGCGAAAAAGUUCCAAACGUUCCUGCUCGAGUGCACGAAUCGGAAGAACUGUGUGAAUUUGAAAGCGGAAACGAUGCGCGAUGGACGGGACGUUCAGUUUGAGAAGGAGUGCGUUGAAAGAAGGAAAGAGUGCGAAGAGAAGAUGGAAGUGGAUCUGAAAGGGGAGGAAGUGAGUGUGGGGAAGAAGGAAGCCAGGUCAUGAGGGGGAGUUUCAGUUGCGUGAGCACGAAAGAGAGUGCAAUGAGUUCGACUGUUUGACCGUCGAUCCGAACGGACUGUCAAAACCGGAAUACAAACGAUACAAGAAGGAGUGUCUGGGAAAGACGAGAACCGUCUGUGAGCAUGUCGAUCCGAACGAACUCAGCGCUCAGGAGGUAAGUAUUUUUUUCAUGACGACCCUAACUGUCUUUGUUGCUUUCAGUACAAGAAGUACGAGCGAGAGUGUCUCUCCGAACAAUCAAACAUCGACUGUCUGACUGUUGAGCCGAAGAAACUGAGCAAAGAGGAAAUUAGCGUGUUUGAAAAGAAGUGCCUCAAACGAAAACCGGAUUGCAAAGGAGUAGAGAUGGAUAAUCUGAGUGAUGAGGAAUACGAAAAGUACAAGAAAAAGUGCCUGAGUGAGAAUCCCAAGCCCAACUGCUUCGGCAUUUAUCCAGAGGAUCUCAGCGACGGAGAAGUAAGCAACGAUUUCUGAAACCAUUAAGAAAACCUAAUUGUUAUUUCAGAAGGAACUGUACAAGAAAGAUUGUCCGAAUGGAAGAGAAGACUGGAAUUGCACUGCUGUUGACUUCAAAGAUCUGAGCAAGAAACAGUUGAGAUUGUUCAAGAAAUUGUGUGUCAAACAGAAGAAGACAUGCGAAAACGGGACUGUGGAGGAGCUCAACACUGAAGAAUUCCGGGAAAAAUGUCUGAAGGAGAAGCCGGAGUACGACUGCGAAGAUGUCAAUUCGAAGGAUUUGAAUAACGAGGACGUGAGUGAGCGGGAGUUAGGAACUGGUUAAAAAGGAAGUUUACAGUAUGAAAUGUACAAGAAAGAGUGUCUGAAUGAUGAGAAUGAUAAGCGAGGGGCGCCAGAAUGCCAGAAUGUGAACGUGGAUGAUCUGAACGACGAAGAAUACAAAAAGUAUGAGCGGGAGUGCUUGGAUCGGAAGAAAAAAGAGAAGGAUUGUGCCUCUACCAAUCCAGAGAAACUGACAAGAAAACAGUUCAAGAGGUACGAGAAACAGUGUCUCGAAAGGAAGUCAUCAGCCGAUUGCAACGUGGUUCCCGACGAGUUAAAGGACGACGAAUACGAGAAGUACAAGAGAGAGUGUCUGAGCAGGAAAAGCCCUUCGGAGGAUGACGACCUGGACUGCUGGUCCGUUGAGCCGCAGAAACUGAGCAGAAAACAAUUCAAACGGUACGAAAAGUACUGUCUUCAAAGAAAGUCAUCGGCUAAUUGCGAUGUGAACACGGACGAUCUGAGUGACGAAGAAUACGAGAAGUACAAGAGAGAAUGCCUGAAAAGACGACAUUUUGACUGCGACAGUGCGAAUCCGGAAGAAAUGAGUGAGAAGAAGCUGAAGAAGUACGAGAAGGAAUGCCGGAACAAGAAGAACAGCUCCGAUUGCGACACGAUUAAUCCGGAAAAAUUGACAGAUGAAGAGGUGAGAUUUCAAACCAUUUCAAUCAAAAUUACAACAGUUUCCAGUAUGCCAAGUACAGGAGAGACUGUCCGGAUUCACCAAAACGACCUUCUUCUGAAUGUGACAGUGUCAACAUCGACGAGUUGAGCAGAAAGGAAUUCAAGAAGUAUCAAAAGGAAUGUCCCUCAGAAGGCAGACAGAGUCCGGACUGCGAUGACGUGGAUAUCAAUGAAUUGAGUGACGAGGAGGUAAAUUCAGAGAACGAUGGAGUGAACCGAACAAUUUUCAGUUCUCUGUCUACAAAAAGAAAUGUUCGUCGAGUCCUUCGGCUCCAAAGGACCCGCCUGGAGAAAACGUGGAAAUCACGAAGAAGGUGGUGGUUGGCAAUCCGGAAUGCGUCAACGCCAACACGGACGGAAUGAGUGAAAAGGAGGUUCGUAGAGGGACACUCCCACAGUUCAUUUUUCUGUUUUCAGCACUUGGAGCACCGGGCCAACUGCUCGGGUGAAACUGUCAUUCUGACGAAGAAAGUCACAAUCACUGAAGGAAAUCCACCGGAAGACGGUUCGAAAGGAGAAGGAUGCGAAGGCGUGGAUGUGGAUAAGAUGACAGAUUAUGAGGUUGGAAAUCGGAUAACCAAUUCAUAAUGUACUAUUUCAGUACAAUUCAUACAAAAAGUACUGCAAAGUGAACUUCGACGGGGAAGACUGCGACGACGUUCGUGCCGACAAACUGAGCGAUGAAAAACUAAAGGAAUACGUGAAGAAAUGUGGUCUUUACUGUGGAAUUGACAGGAAAGAAGGGCUGUCGGAGAAGCAGAAGGCGGUGUACGAGGAGAGAUGCGAAGGAGAUACGGAGGAGUUGGACAAGGAUUGCAAAGACAUCGACAUCCGGAAGAUCGGUGAACGAAUGUACGGAGAUUUUGCUGAAAAGUGCGUCGAGCAAAUCAAUGCCUGCUCGAUGCUCAAGUCGAAGCGACUCGUUCGGAAGGUCUACAAUGAGUACCGACUUAAAUGCAAGCCACGUCUUCGCCCAGCCGAGAAUGCUGAUUGUAAAGAGUCUGACACGGAAAAAAUGACAUUGGAAGAGUACAAAGAAUACCAAAAACGAUGUGGAAACGGAUCAGACUGUGAUGAAGUGAACGUCGAAGAACUCAGUGAAAAAAAGGUGAGAUAAUGAAGGAUAUUUCUAGAACGAUGCAUCGUUUUGCAGUUCGAGAAGUACAAAAAGAAGUGUGAACUGGACACCAGAAAGGAAUCCUGCAAGGACAUUGACAUCGACCAGUUGAGCAAGAAAGAGUACAAGAGAUACUUGAAGAAGUGCGGAAGAAAACCAUCGGAAACGGAUGAAAACGACGGCGAAUGUGACUCAGUUCGGGUCAAGGGACUGGGCAAGAAAGAAGUGAGCAAAUUUUUUGACGAUUUUCAAAAAAAUCAAAUUGAAUUUCUCAUUCCAGUUCUCGAAAUACGUGCAAAAGUGCGGAAACCCAGCAGAUACUUCCAUUCCAAACUGCGCUGAUACGGACGUCGAGUCUUUGUCAAAGAAGGAAUUUGAAGCGUACAAAAUUAGGUGUCUGCCAACGAAUACGCCUUCGAAGGAAAGAACGGGACCUCCGGGCGGUGCAAACCCUCAGGAGUUCGGAGGAAAAAACUGUUCGGAUGUGAAUGUGGAAGAGCUGAGCGAUGAGGAACAUAAGGAAUUCAAGAAGAAGUGCUCGGAUCGGAAGACGUCCAGGCCCGAAAAAUGCGAUGGGGAGGAUGUGUACAACAUGUCGAAGGAGGAGUACAGAGAGUACGAGAAGAGAUGCGGACCUCCCGGUCAAGCACCCGAUUUCCCGGACCGACCUGAUAGAGAAGGAUGUCCGAAUGUCAGAAUCGAGGAGUUGACAACCGAUGAGGUGAGCAAUUCGAGAAGCUAUUAUCAGUUUCUAGUUCGGUUUUUCAGUACGCCGCGUUCAAAAAACGAUGUUUGCGGGGACCGGGAGAAUGGGAAACUCCUGACUGCUCAAACGUCGAUGAGGAGAAGUUGAGUACUGAAGAGUACAAGAGGAAGUGCAAGAAUCGAAGGAAAUCCCCAGAUUGUGAUCAAGUGGACGUGAAGCAGUUGACUGACGAACAGUUCUGGAUCCACAGAAAGAAGUGUGGAGAACAACCGGAAGAAUCUGGAAAUCCAUCUGUGGCACUCGAACGGGAACUUCUGAUCAAGAAGGGUCCGGAAGAUGGAUCCGACAAACCGACUCGCUUCGGAAACUGUGACGAUGUGAAUGUUCGUGAUCUCACCGAAGAGAAAUACUCCGAGUACAAGAGGGAAUGCAUGAAAACGAGAAAAACGUCGAAGCCAGACUGCGAUGACGUGGAUGUCAGGAAACUGUCCGAGGAGAAGUACCGAUUGUACAAGAGGAAUUGCCUUCGUUCUCCCGAUUCGCAUGGAGACUGUGACAGUGUUGACGUAGACAAUAUGGACAAGGAAGAAUAUGAAGACUACCGGAAAGAAUGCAAAACGAACACAUCUCCUGAUUGCACGGACGUCGACUUCCAGACACUGUCCAAUCAGAAGUUCAACGAGUACAAGAAGAAGUGUUCUAAACCGUCCGGACCCCGAUCUUCGACCGAAGACAGAUGCCUCAACGUCAACAUUGAAGAGUUGUCAGCCGAAGAGGUGCUUCAUUUUUCUAUUGAUCAUGUUCAAAACUUGAGUUUUCAGUUUGCCGCCUACAAAAAACGAUGCGACAAGGGAAUCAGAAGUAAACCGACCGACAAGCCAGACGAUGGAUCACCGGACUCUCCUGACUCUCCUGAUUCUGAAGAUUCUGAAGAUUCUAAAGAUUGUUCAGAUGUCAAAGUCGAAGAAUUGACUGCCGGACAGGUACAAUUUGCACGCGUUCAUCUGAAUACGUGGAUUUAUAUUUCAGUUGGCUGCUUACAAGAAGCGUUGUCCGAAGAACGGAAGGGAAACAUCCGGAGGUGACGAUUCCUGCUCGCAAGUGAACAUUGACGAAUUGUCGGAAAGAGAGUAUAAAAAGUUCCUGAAAAGAUGUACGAAGGCGCCUGAAAACAUGACGAUCGUCAAAAAAGUGACCAUCAGCAAAGAGUGUCAGAAUAAGAGCACGGAAGGAAUGAGCAAGGAAGAGUUCCUGGAGCACAUGGAACGAUGCUCUUUGGACUCCGGAAGACCGCACGUUGAGCUAGUGAAAAUCAUUAAAACGGAGGAGGGGCCAACCAGUUUCGGAAAGAAUCCCGAUGAGCCGGACGAGUGUCUGAAUAGAGAUGUGAAUCAGAUGGACGAGCGAGAGUUCAGAGAGUACCAGGAGAAGUGCGGAAAAUUCCGGAAAUCGUACCAACUGACUUGCGAUGCAGAUGUCAGCAAACUGUCUAAUGCAGAGGUAAGAGAAAGAUCUUUUUGGUUUUUUUUCAUUUCAUGAUAAUUUUUUCAGUUCCGAAGGUUCCGGAAGAUGUGCGGAAAAGAGAAGAGGCCGUUCGAAUGCGAUUCUGCCGACGUGGACUCGUUGAGUGACGAGGAUUACGCGAGAUUCGUGAAAGAAUGCGGAGAACGGAAGAAGUACGAUUGCAAGAAUGAGCGAGUGGAGAGAAUGAGUGCCGACGAGUACGAAAAGUACAAGAAGAAGUGUUUGAAACGGACCACGAAGAGUCAUGACGAGUGCAGAAAUGUGAAAGUGGAGGAGCUGGAUAAUCAGCAGGUGAGAAACACAGAAAACGCAUUUAUAUUACCCCGAACUGACUUUUUCAGUACGCUAAAUACAAGGAACGAUGCCUGGAGGAGGAGCCAGAGACGUCUCCGGAAGAGCCGAUGACAAAGGAACGGAAGAAGAUCGACUGCUCAGUUGUGGAUCCGAAACGAAUGAGCAAAGAAGACUUUGCAGAUUUCAAGAAACACUGCAGAGUCAAAGUUCUGACGGACGGACAUCGUGACAAUAUGAUUCUGACGAAGAAAGUGGAGAUUCACUUGGGAAAAGAGAAAUUCAGCUGUUACGAUCGAGAUGUGGACAAGAUGAGCGACGAGGAAUACGAGGAGUUCGAGAAACGAUGCCUGAACAACGCGCCGUUCCGAUACGAUUGCAGCACUGCCGACACGUCGAAGAUGAGCAAAGAAGAGGUGAGACUUGAAGAGAGUAAUCGAUAACAACACAAGAGUUUCAGUUUGUCGAGUAUCAGAAAGAAUGCCAACAGCCGAAGACCGUGAUCCUGAAGGAGGCCCUCGUCGUGAACAAGACAAACGAUCCUGUGAAGGACGGGUGCUACAACAGAGACGUGGAUGCGAUGAGUGAGGAAGAAUACUCCGAGUACGAACGGAAGUGCCUCGGAAUCGCCCCUUCUCCGAAACUGGAGAGGAAGAGUUCCAUCGACUGCCACAACGUCGAUCUGUCAAAGUUGUCGUACAGUGAGGUAUGCCAAAAUGUUUCUGUAGCUAUCGUCAUGUUCACUUUUUCAGAUUGAAGAACAUCUGAAACUGUGUCGCACUCGGGAGACUGCUUCUACUCCAGCUCCUCGACGUCGUCAUUCCUUGAAGUGUGCCGAUGUGAAUACGGAUAAUUUGAACGAGGAAGAGUACAAAAAAUGGGUGAAGGAGUGUUUGGAAACGAAGCCGAAGACGAUCAAAUUGGAGAGGGAGCUAAUUGUGAACAGGACGUCUCCAUCCUCUUCCGGCGGAGAAACUGUCACCGUCAAGAAGGUCGAAAUCCGCGAACAUCGACGUCCGGGAGAUGAUGACGGAUACCUGGAAGGAACUGAAGAUUUCGGAGUCAGAGUGCGUCCGGGGACGAGAAAGACUGUGAAGGAAGGAGUGCCGGACGAUGACGUGGAAUCGGAAACUGGGGUGAUUCUAGUGAAGAAGGUGAUUCACAAGAUUCCCGAAAGAAGCGAAACGAAUGAUGUCGACGACGACGACAAUGAACGAGGAGUGGUCGAAGUGAAGAAACUGAUAAUAAGAACGGGACGAAGGGAACCGGAAGUAGAUGAUUCCGAAGACGUAGAAGAGAUUGUGAGGAGGCCACGGAAGAAAGUGGGACCGAAGGAGGAGGUCGUUUUGAUCUCAGUGACCAAGAGACACCAACACCCGUAUCGAAAGAACACUCAGCCGACUGAGGAGGAACCGACGGAAGUUGUGAAGCUUACGAAGAACACACGUCAUCCGGAUAAGGUUCUGAGAGAAGUCAGGAUUCGAAAACACUUUGGAGCGGGUGUGCCAGAGGAGGAGACUCUUGUGCAGGAAAUCGGAGGACCCGAUUUCAGAAUCGUUCGGAAGACAGUGAUGGUGCCGCGCAAAGUUCGGAAGAUGAAGUCGACGACGACGACAACGACGACUCCCGCAGAACCAGAAUACUAUUACGACGAGGAGGAAGUUCCCGAAAUAGUUACUCUCGUGAAAGUGGAAAAGUUGAGUAGACCACUCAGGAAGCAUGCGAGACCUGUUGAUGAAGACGACGAGUACGUGGAUGUUCGCGAGGACGAGCCGAAGAGUUACAUCGAGUUCGAAGGAUACGUCAAAGUGCACGGGGCACCACGGAAGAUCGGAAAGCGGCCGAGGUUCACGGAUUCCGGAGAAGAGCCGGAGAUUCGGGAGGUCACACGGAAGGUGGUCAUGCAGCCGGGAGGAGAGGACGACGAUCUGAAGGGAGUCAAACUCAGAAGUCAUCGGAAACUGUUGAGGAUCGAAGAGAGACGCCCUGAAGAGCUCCCGGAGGAUUCGGAGCACGAGGUGACUGUGGUAAAGAAGCUGAAGGUGCUGAAGUACGGAGGGUCGGAGAAGGAACAGUUCGACGAUGAAGACGUGGAAGAAGAUGGACAAGUGAUCGUAAGGAAUAAGAAGAGAAAGUAUGCUCGCGAAGAUCAGAGAAGGCAGCUGGAAGAGGAAGAAAACGCCGUCGUCGAGGGAAGAGUUGAAGUGACUGGAAGGGCGCCAAAGAGAUUCCGAAUGGACGAAAAGCCGGAGAGAAAGGGAGCCAGAGGAGGAUCGAAAGACGAUCAGCCAGUUAUCGAAGAGGAGAACUCGCAGUACUACAGAAUCGGAGGAUCGGAUGAAGACGAUGAAGAGAAGAGAAGAAAGAGAAGAAAGGAAGAGGAGAGGCCUAAGGCAUUGGAAGAGGAAGAGGACGGUGGACUGAGAAGGAGAAGACGUCCGGAUGAAUCAGAAGAGGUCGGAAAGGAGAGAAGACCACGGCUGAAAGAAGAGAGUGAGGAGAUCGGAAAAUUAAGAAAGCACCCCGGAAUGGACGAAGAAGAUGAAGAUGUGACGAAGGGAAGACCUUCCCGAAACGACGAAGAAGUUGAGAUCAUCAAGAAAAAGUAUCGGGUUGGACCAGACGGCAAAAGAGAACUCAGGAAAGCGUCGGAAGGGCCUGAUGACGAAGGUGACGAGAGGGAAAUCGUGAUGCUGAAAAAGACGAGCUCCCUCAGAGUUCCUUUAGGAAUCAGGAAGACGUUGACCUCGGAGGAGCCAGAUGGAGACGGCGGAGAGGUUGUGACACUAAUGAAGAAGAAAGUGUAUCGUGUCGGAGCGGAUGGAAAGAGGACGUUGGUGGAAGAGGGCAAGCCGAGCACACGGAAAGGAGCAGCAGGAUCAGUGGCCCAAGAUCAACCGGGAGAAGACGAGGAAGAUGUGGUACUGAGGAAAAGAAAGAGAAGAACAUAUCGGAUUGGACCGGACGGGAAGAGAAUUCUGGUGAAGGAGGAGGAAUCUGGAGAAGAACCACGAGCGGAGGACGACAAGAGAGGAAGUGACCAGAGCGACGAAUCGGGAAUCAUUGAAAGAAAGAGAAGGACGUAUCGGAUCGGAAAGGACGGGAAGAGAGAAUUGAUUGGAGUGGAAGGCGAGCAUCCGGAAGAUGAAGAAGCUGUGACACUGAAAAAGAGGCAUCGGAUUGGAGCAGAUGGAAAGAGGACGUUUGUGAACGAUGAGGACGACGGCGAAAAGAUACUGCUCGGAACGAAGAAGAGUACGUACGGACCAGCAUUAGAAACGUCUCAAGAUCAACCGGAGAACGAGAUUGAUAAAAAGAAGAUCGUGAUGAAGAAGAGAAAGAAGUUCUACCGGAUAGGACCGAAUGGCCAGCGAGAACUAAUCAGAGAGGAGGAGAGAGGGGGAGACGAACCGAACGGAGGACCAGUUGCCCAUGAUGAACCGAUGGACGGAGAAGAGAAGAUCAUGAUGCACAAAAGGAAGAGGUUCUAUCGGAUCGGAGCGGAUGGCAAGAGGGAGCUGAUAAGAACGGAAAGCAAAGAAAACGAUGAUGAAGGUCCGAAAAGAAAGUCACUUUUGGGGGAGAAUAAGAGUUCGUACAGUCCGGAGCCACUCAACGACGAGCAAGAAGAAGUGGUGAUGAAGAAGAAGAAGAGGUUCUAUCGGAUCGGAUCAAAUGGGAAGAGAGAGCUAAUCAGAGAAGAGGGAGGAGAACCUAUGGCACACGGACAAUCAGAGGAUGAAGAGAAGAUUGUUAUGAAGAAGAAGAAAAGGUUCUAUCGAAUCGGAGCCGAUGGAAAACGAGAGCUCAUUCGGACCGAAGGAAGCGACGAACUGAACGUGGAUGGAGAGAAACAAGAAAAAAAGAGAAUGGAAAGAAAGGAAUCGAAAGACGAAGUCGGCGGAAUGAAGGAAUCGGAAGAUCAGAAGGAUGUGGACGGAGGAAAGAAGAGAGCCAACGAUGUUGAUGAGGAGGAGAAUGAGAAGAGAGUGAAAAGAGACGAGGAAGGAGCGGAAAAGAACGUGCAGAGGGAUCCGCCGAGCAAGAAAGCGAAGAAGUUCAUCUCAAGAAGAGGAUUCUUCAAGGGAGGAAUUCAGGCGGUCGCCGGCUCGGACGAAGACGAGAAUGUAUCGAAGAAGAAGGUUUCGGAUGAUGAAGAGGAGGAACCAUCGGAACAGAAGAAGAGCGGAGAGUACGAGUACGAAAGGACUCCCCGUCGGAAGAGAACUUACGUGCUGGACGGCGACGGAAACAGGAAACUGGUGAAUGAGCACGUGGGAGAAGGUGAGCAACCGAAUAGGAAAGGAGAUGACGGUUGAGUUCAGGUGAAUCGGACGUGGAUCUCGGAAAGCUGCUGCGCCCGAAAAAGAAAGUGACAGAGACGGAAACGGUGGACAAAAAACACGUGAGUAAUUAGAGUAGAACAGAAUGGAAUUAUGGUUGUUCAGACGGAGCGGCACACAGAAAUGAAACGGUCGAGCAGAACCGCACGAUCUUCGAAGAACUCACAGAAAAAAGGUAUUCGAAAUCAGAGAAGUCUGACAGGCAUCGCUUUGUUUCAGCGGGAAGAACUAUUCGGAAGUACCACAAGGAUAUCCACCUAAGAUCAAGUGGAAAGAGUGAGGAAGACAUUCCCGAACCGAAAUAA
This is a messenger RNA of Caenorhabditis sp. 36 PRJEB53466, 11790 nucleotides long. NCBI's taxonomy places the organism in Eukaryota, Metazoa, Nematoda, Chromadorea, Rhabditida, Rhabditidae. The record is from the annotation of a GenBank genome assembly.